AGAAAAAAAACCUCCUCAUCUGGCCGGGCAUGGGCCAUGCUGCCCCAACACCAACUGGGCUCCUCCUCCAUCUCCUCUCUCCUCCCUCCAAUGAUUUCCUAUGGAUAGAAAAGGGCAUAAGCCCUGAGCUAUCAAACCAGGCUCACGAAUUUACGAUACAAUUCAAUGUGCGUGUAGCAGAAACUCGACCACGCUUCUCAACAUCUGGGCUUUUAUUUUGAAAUGAGUUCGGUGACCCCGGAAGUCAAAGGUCCCAUUGGACAGGAAGCAGAGCUGCUGCUGCUGCAGGAUGAAUGAGGAUGUGAGGACAAAGAUUGCAACCUGAGCGACGAGCAACUGUCUAAUAAACUAGUGUUAACCCUUUUAAACACCGUAAACUUGCCAAACCAAUGAAAGCAGGUAACUUCCAGCCUCUCAUUCGCAGUAUAGUGUUUCCUAGUUAGCUAUGUUUGAUAGACAACAUGACGGAUCCAGCAGGGACUGUCUCGUAGCAGCGACGAUGCUCAGGCCUGUCACAACCGGCUUUCUCACAUUGUCUCCGUUUCACCAAUGACUAUGGAUGUCAGAGCGGUUCUGGAGUUCGCCACAGUCACCAGGGGUCUGUCACUGUUUCUGCAGGCUGCCUUCAAUGCUGUCAUCCCUGACCAUGAUGCUGAUGCGUUCAGGCCCCCACGGACAGAGGAGCCUCUGUACUUGGACUCUGCAGUGGAGUGGUUGUUCGGUGGCCUCUCCCACUGGGAUGCCGAGCACUUCCUCUUCAUCGCCGAGAGAGGAUACCUUUACGAGCACAACUUUGCUUUCUUCCCCCUCUACCCCGUCGUCCUCCGGGGCCUGGCAGAGACGCUGCUGUGGCCCCUGAGCAGCUGGCUGAGUGUGCGUGGGCGUCUGCUGGUGGCGGUGGCUCUUGGGAACAGUGCCCUCUUCCUGCUGAGCGCGGUCGCCUUGUACGCGCUCAGCAGGAUAGUUCUCCAGGACAGACGUCUCGCUCUGCUCUCCAGCCUGCUCUACUGCAUCACGCCUGCCAAUGUCUUCAUGACCGCUGGAUACUCGGAGAGCCUGUUUGCGGCGCUCACGUUCGGCGGUCUGUUCCUCCUGGAGAAAGGAUUCACCUUCCGAGCCUGCCUGGCCCUCAGCAUCGCCACUGCAGCACGAUCUAACGGACUUGUUAACAUAGGAUUUCUACUGUAUCUUCCAUCGCUGUACGCCAUCUCCCAGAUUCGUGUGUAUCGAACAACAACAAAAGGCCACAGUAAAGUCUUCCGCUAUAUUUGGGCCAUCAUCCGUCUCCUGCUCACCUCCCUCUUGGGAACUGCAAUCAUUGCCCUUCCCUUCUGUGCGUUCCAGUACUACGGGUAUAGGACGUUUUGCACACCGUCUGUCUCCUUGGAGAGGAUCCCCCCUGCUCUUCUGUCGCUGGCUGAACUAAAGGGCUACCGGGUUCCAGAUGAAAACGGUCCACCGCCCCUUUGGUGCAUGAGACCUCUCCCCUUGCUUUACUCUCACAUCCAGGAUGUUUACUGGGACGUGGGCUUCCUCCGCUACUUUGAGCUGAAGCAGAUACCGAACUUCAUUCUGGCUCUACCCAUGGCCACCCUCGGCAUAAUGGCAGCUUAUGCAUAUUUCCAAGCCAAUCCAGAACUGUGUCUGAGACUCGGACUUUGGGAGACGGGUGCAAACAAAGGACUUGACAAACCCACACCGGGAUUGUUUAACCCCAGAGUGUUUGUGUACGUCGUACAUUCAACUGUGCUACUGGUGUUUGGGACAUUGUGCAUGCAUGUGCAGGUUCUAACCAGAUUCAUGGCCUCCUCGUCUCCCGUGCCCUUCUGGAUAAGCGCUCACCUGCUCCUCCUCAACGAACCGCUUCUCCAUCGAAGGAAAACAUCAAAUCCCAACGUACAGCUGCAGACACAUUCCAGAAACGGAUGCAAGCACACACCUCAAAACCCCAUCGUCGCACUGCUGCCACACUUUAAAAGCUGUUCCCCGACGACUCAGAGCAUCCUGGGAUACUUCCUCUCUUACUGGGUGCUGGGCCUGGCGCUGCACUGUAACUUCUUGCCAUGGACAUGACUUAAGACAUUACUCUGAGCUUUAAAUGCCAUAUUUCUAUGUAGGACUGGGCUAUAUACCAUAUUUUAAAUCCUGUGAUCACACUACGGUGUUUUUACAGUACAUCAGCAAUAGCCCAUUUUUGUUAUGCCUUUAAUUGUUAAAUUGUUCAUUGCAAUAGCAUUACAAAGAACAAAAUUGUAUACAUGAAUGCAACAUUUUGUUAAUGUCACAUUUAUUUAAAAAAUAUGAAAUCACUAACUUCUAUUUGGAUAAAAACGUUAAAAGCAAAGAAAAUAUGUAUAAUUAUGUUGCCCAGUCCUGCAUAGAACUUAUUGACAUAAUUACCUUUUUGAUGCUGAUUUAUUCAUGCAAUAGUCAACUAAUAUGAUUUGAAUAUCUUGGUUAAAUUUGUUCAUAACAGUUCGAGAACAAACUCAAAUGUACAAUAUUCCUGAAACAUUAUUGAGGACUGUUUCGUUGUAAAUAUUGGGGAAGACUAUGGUUGUACUUGAAAAAGAAAUAUUUUUUAUUUCUCGCUGAGGUCUUGCUGAAGCUUAAAAAUUAUAUUUACUCUUUAAUUUAAUAUCGCACUGCAUGUUUGGAAGAAUUAUUCCAAGUUAUAGUUUGGGUUUUUUGUUGAUGUAAAAGGAUCCUCAAUUUUAUUUUCAUGUAAAGGUAAUACUUUUUCUUGAGGCAUUAAUGUACUGUGUUUUGUUGUAAAGAACAUUGGCUGCCAAAGUUGCACUGGCAAGUUUACCAUUGACUUUAAUAUUAAACUAAAUGUGAUAAAUCUAAUGAAACGUGUAUGUAUGCAAACCGUU
Molecule: messenger RNA, 2876 nt
Organism: Sebastes umbrosus (honeycomb rockfish)
Lineage: Eukaryota; Metazoa; Chordata; Actinopteri; Perciformes; Sebastidae
Gene: pigv
Product: phosphatidylinositol glycan anchor biosynthesis, class V
Exons: 3
Coding region: 550-2073 (507 amino acids)
Biological process (GO): GPI anchor biosynthetic process
Cellular component (GO): mannosyltransferase complex; endoplasmic reticulum membrane
Molecular function (GO): alpha-1,6-mannosyltransferase activity; GPI mannosyltransferase activity
Source: RefSeq, a predicted model, not a curated record